This is a messenger RNA of Aphanomyces invadans, 1782 nucleotides long. RefSeq lists its product as hypothetical. NCBI's taxonomy places the organism in Eukaryota, Oomycota, Saprolegniomycetes, Saprolegniales, Verrucalvaceae. The transcript has 5 exons. The record is from RefSeq and is a predicted model, not a curated record. Bases 36 to 1676 code for a protein of 546 amino acids.
CUGGACACGACGAAGAAGGAAUUGGGGUGGCGGUGAUGGAUCACGGGGAGCCCAGCGGUGGGACGACACCGGAGUCCAAUGCGAACCCGUUUACGCUUCCGUCGGACGAAGAAGUGUUUCGCAUGCGCGAUGACAUCAAGAAGAAAAAGGAGGAGGAACGCGUCCGCAAUUCCAAAUUGAAAAUCCACGAGAAGAUCACGAAUUCAUCACAACGCGGCAACAUCCGCCGCUUUCAUUUUGAGGAAUCGUCACAAGAUUUGGGUACGAUCACUCAGUCUAAGCAAACUCGAGGGCUCGUCGCAGCAGCAACGGCGGCCAUAUCAAGUGACCGAAGGCGAGAGAAGGAGAACAUGACGGACUUCAUAUCCAAGAAACGCGAGAUGUUCCUCGUCCAGAUGUCGCUCGACACAAAACGGGAAGAAAUUCGAAAACUUGAAGAGAAGGCGCAACUGAAGGAAGAAGCGCUAAAAAAGAGCGAGUUGAUGCUGGAGGAAGACGCAGUGCGAUUUGACACGUUCUUGAAAGAAAAUGACAAAAAAGCCCACGAAGCUAUAAAAAAGGCUGAAAAAGAAACCAAGGCGAAGGCCGACCGAGUCCAGGAAAUCAAGAAGCUCAACCAACAGAUCCAGCUCGUGCAGAGCGACAUGUCGAAACUCAAGGAGCAGCUGGAUGACUGCUUGAAGUACAAAGCAUUCCUGGACGAGUUAACGCCGCCAGAAUGGGAAUCCGACCAAAAGGACAAAAAGAAAAAGAGACAGCAGGAGCGUCUUCGGAAGAAGAAGGCAAAAAUGUUGGCCGAGUGGGAAGCUAUCAAGACCAAGGCAGUCGCCGAGCAGGAAGAACGUGACCGAGUCGAGCGCGAUCGUAAUGUUGACAAAGAUGGAAAAGCCAAGAAGAAACCAGAGAAGUCCAAGAACUCUGUGCCCCCCCAAAGCGUCCUGCCGCCUAUGCCCAACUUGGAUGAGUUGGCUGUCACGAGUAGUGGCGAAGAACUGCCCAUGUACUUUCAGAACCCACAGCAACUGCUCGAUAUAUUUACCGCGUUGGAGGAGAGCAACUUGUUCUUGAUCCAAAACAGUCAAGAGACGGAGCAGUCCCUGGAAGAACUCAAGCAAAACUAUCGCGAAACCAAGAAAAAGAUGAACAAGAAGACCCAAGUGCUCAAGCAAAAUAUCGACGACUUGAAAGACCAAAUCGCAGUUGAAGACGCCAAGGCCAACCACUUGCGGCAACGCGCGCAGGCAGGAACGGGCGAGAACGUCCAGGAGAAAUUGCUCAAGGAGUUGCACGAGAAAGUCCUGGUGGUGUACCAGCGCUGUGGCUUCGAAGCUGACUCGAAUCCGAACACGUUGUUCAUGCUGACGGACUUGGAAGCACGGCUUGAAGACUUACUCAGCGCUAUUGAACACAUGCCAGAAGACUACGUGGUGAAGGCCGAGAAGGAGAAGGAGAAAGAACGACGGGAGCGCGUGCGCCAAGAGCGCAUUUCACAGCAAACCAAAAUGUACGAGGAACGCAUGAAAAAGUCCAUGGAGCGAAGCAUGCAGGCUCCCAAGAAGAGGAAGGGCCGCCAAGUCAUGUGGCGAUCCCAGCCACAGCGGCAGACCAAGCAGCAAGAAAACGAGAGCAGCGUGAACGAUGACGACCAAGCCGACCAGCAGCACUUCAAGUGGUAGUUGGCAAUUGAUUCAUCGUCGUACUAGGGUCGUAGUUGUGUGAUAAUGCUCACAAAGCCAAUGUAAACCAAGCGAGUUGUCUGCAAGUUCGUGCGCAGCAUGGCGG